Messenger RNA from Erythranthe guttata (spotted monkey flower), 3206 nucleotides. NCBI's taxonomy places the organism in Eukaryota, Viridiplantae, Streptophyta, Magnoliopsida, Lamiales, Phrymaceae. The record is from RefSeq and is a predicted model, not a curated record.
UUAAUUUUCAUCAAUAUACACAGCUCAUUGCUAAUGGAGAGUUUAUUACUACUUGUAGCAUAUCUCACAAAUUUCCGAUUAGUGAUUCAGCAUAAUGUUGAGAUCGAGGUUGUUGAAAUUCUAUUUCACAUGAUGAAACAAUACGGUCAAAAUUGGAGAGCCUAAUUCAGUUCAUAUUUGUGUCAUUUAAUUGCUAUUUUCUAUGCUUCAUUUUCUAUUUAUUUUUUAGUUCCUGUUUUAAAUACAUUAUUUCCUUGUUGUUUUGCUAUUUCUUGUAUAUCAGAUUGCAAAACGUUUGAAGCUUUCUUCAAGGUAUUCACUGAAUUAAGCAUCAAUAACAGGUAUAUUAUUUCUUUUCUAAUUUUUUUUUCAAUUUUUGUUCAUAAAUUGAACUUUUUUUAAAAAUUGGUUCUCUUUUGGGAUUUUUGUCCUGGUUUUUAGGCUCUCUGUAGCUGUAACAACCAGCAACGGAUCCUUAAUUGUUUGAUUGAUUCUUGAUGUUCAAUUUCUCUUUAUGUAUUAGAUUAGUUUCCGGUGAACUUUGUUGAUCGUUUUGUUUUGCCAUCUUACUGAAUCCUUUAAUAUUCGCCGUAGCUGGGAUUGAAUUGAGGAUGACGAAAUAAACUGGAAAGCAAAUAACUUAAGUCAUUCUGUUAACAAUGAAGGAUUGACAUUACUGAUUCGUCCAACAAAAUCAGCCUAAUUUCCCGACUCUCUCUCUGCAAUCCGACCUUUCUUUCUCCCCCACCACCACCAGCGCCUUCUCCGACGAUCACCACCACCACCACUGCCUCCCGGUUCUCCGACGACCACCACCACUAGCGCAUCUCGGCUCUCCGACGACCACCACCAGCAGCAGCGGCUCCCAAUUCUCCGACGACCACCACCACUUGCGCCUCCCGAUUCUCCAACCACCACCAUCGCAACCAGGCCUCCCGGCUCUCCGAAGACCACCACCACCAGCGCCUCCCGGCUCUCCGACGACCACCAGCAAAGCCGCUCUCUCUAUCGGGUUGUGUGGGCAGUAGUAAAGUAUACUUGCUUCAGGCAUGGCAAUUAAUCAGCCACCAUCUGGUUCACAGGGCUUUUUCUGAAAGACAGUGAUUUUUAUCAAUGCUGCGGUGAUAACCCGGUUGAAAAUCCAACCCGACCCGGGAUCCGUUCCGCACCAAAAACCCACCCACUUAUUGUAUAUCCGGGUCAGUGGGUUCGAAAGUCUAAACCCGUUUCUAGUAUUCGUAGAUCAUCUUGUUCAAAAUAACCACAGUAUAAAUUAGGAAGAAAAAGAAAAUAAAAGAGAAAAGGAGAUAAUGGUUUCCGAUACGUCUAACUCGAAUUCCGGCGACGGAGGGGCAGAUGCCGAUCUGCCGCGCACUUUCAAGUAUUUGUUAGUUCCUGUCAAGAGGAAUCCCAUUCAUAUUCAAUUCCUGGAUUGUCAGACACCUCUCCGAAGAAGAUUACGCGCUCUUUGCUGUACAGUUCCAUCUGUUUGUUACCUGUGUAUUGUUUCUAAGUCGAGAGGGGUUUCGACGAGCGUGCAUGAGGGCAGAUAUGAAAUGUGAUGGUGAUUCGGGAACAGGAGUAAAUGCAAAUGCAGCUAAGCUUUUGAAAGUGGGCUGGAUGACUUUUCCUUUAGGAAUACUAGUUACACUUGCAGCAUGUUUAUUUGUCUUCUGGUGGCAAGGCCUAAGUUAUUCUAGUCCAUAUGCACAAGCUAUCUUGAUUCAUGGUUUUGCAUGCGUACUUGAGCUACUGGCAGAACCGUUCUAUAUAUUAUCCCAGAACUUGGUUCUUCUCAGAUUGCGUUUGGUUGUUGAAACUGCAGCCACUCUUUUCCGCUGCAUAAUAACAUCUAUCCUCAUCCUGAAGCAACCAAGCCUGGAGAAAGCAAUUGUAUUUGCCCUGUCACAAGUUACAUACGGAGCAACUAUUUUCUUAGGUUACUGGGGCUACUUUGUUCUGUUUCGUGUGUAUGGAACUUCUGUUCUAUUUCCAUUCAGGGUCGGAAGUACAAUGGAUCAUAACAGACCGCUUCUGAACAUGUGUGUGAUUUUCACUCUUCAAUCAUUCCGGAAGUUGAUUCUUCAAGAAGGUGAAAAGAUGGUCCUUGUGUGGUUAGAUACACCAUAUAACCAAGCAGUUUAUGGUCUCGUAGAUAAACUAGGGAGCUUAGUGGUGAGGCUCGUUUUUCUUCCAUUUGAAGAAAGUUCCUAUGUUACAUUUGCAAGGUCUGCAUCAGGAGAUCACAAGGACAAAAAGAAGAUCCUGGGAAGGCGUCUGACAGAUGCGCUGAAGCUUGUUUUGCUAAUAGGUUUAGUGGUUAUCGCGUUUGGCCCAAGCUAUUCUUAUUCCCUCAUCAGAUUGCUGUAUGGUAGGAAAUGGAGUGAUGGAGAAGCUUCGAAAGCACUCCAGUGUUAUUGCCUUUACGUGAUAGUUUUGGCCAUGAAUGGUACAUCCGAGGCAUUUAUGCAUGCAGUUGCAACAGAGAAUCAACUCAAACGGUCGAAUGACUCGUUACUCGUCUUCUCGUUGAUUUACGUAGUCUUGAAUGUCUUACUUAUACGAUCAGCAGGCGCAAUUGGAUUAAUAUUAGCAAAUUCUUUGAACAUGUUCUUCAGGAUAGUCUAUUCAGCAAUUUUCAUCAGAAAAUAUUUCAAGGAUUCUUCGUCCUUUUCCUUUAGAGACUGCUUGCCGAAAGGAAGUGAAUUUCUACUUAUUUCAGGUGCAGCCAUCUUUAUUCUCGAGAGAACAUAUCUCGACCGAGAGAAUUUCUGGUCAACUUUUACGAUUCACCUCUCUUUUGGUUUGGCGUGUUUCAGUGUGGCGGCUGUUGUAAUCUAUAAGAAAGAGAAGCCUUUCAUCAGCAAAAUCAUACGUUUUCGUGAACAUGCUGAUUGAAAGCUCUGCUAACAGAUACAAGGUGAGUUAAGACGGGCAACAAUCAUAAAAAUCGUAUUAAUUUUGGUGUAACCUAUAUUUAUGAAAUUUUCAUUUUUGCUCGAGUAGAUUGUUACCGAUGAACUUGUGUAAGAAAAGGUCUGAUUUAGUUAACAUUUUCUCCAAAUCGGCACUUUGGAAGGAUCCUUUUGGUAUGAAGAAUGCACAAACCAUCGAUUUUGGAUGGACCGAAGUAUUGAAAAUGAAAUGAGCCCCUACGUUUAACUUCAUUCGGGUGAAUACGAAGGCCAAUAUAAUUUAAUUAUUUA